GAGCUGUUUCUUAUGAGUUGGAAGAUUACGAGGAAGAUGAAGAAGAUUUUGCAAAGGUGUGUGCUACAAUGAAGCGAUUUUAGAGUUUGUUAACAGUUUCACCCUGAUGCGGUUUGAUUUACUUGAUGAGGCCUCAGCUGUACUCAAGGCGUCGUCAUAACGGUUGUUCAUUUUUUUCGUCUUCAGUAGACUUAGCUACUUGCGGUUUUAUUACAUUUCAAUAUUUUUAGGGAAAAACACAUUAAUUCUUUAUUAUAUGGAUAUGAGGUUUCUAGGAAGUUUAAUGUCUCUUUCCACUUCAUUCUUACAGGAUUAUCUGAGACAGUACCACUACAUCUCACCAGCCAGAUCUGGGAAUCAUAACACCACCGUAGCAAAUGAGAACUUUCAGAAGUUUUUUGGUCUGCCAGUGACAGGUGAACUGGACGAGGACACGAUAUACGAGAUGAAGAAACCGCGUUGUGGAGUCCCGGAUGUUGACAUCACUGGAGGACGCCAAAAGCGUUACGCUACGUCGGGAAAAUGGAGGAAAACCAAUCUUAAGUAUUACAUGACUUACGGGGACGAUAUGUCACACGAUCAUCAAGCGAGGAUUAUGGCCAGAGCGUUUAAAUACUGGAGUGACGUGGCACCACGACUGCAGUUUGCAAAAACUGACGACCUUAGCAAAGGUGACUUCAGUAAGGUAAGGAUGAUGUUUUAAGGCUAAUACUAUUGUCGUUACCUAGUAAACUCAUUUGAAUGUCUAAAUGGA
This is a messenger RNA of Orbicella faveolata, 754 nucleotides long. RefSeq names its product collagenase 3-like. Lineage: Eukaryota; Metazoa; Cnidaria; Anthozoa; Scleractinia; Merulinidae. The record is from RefSeq and is a predicted model, not a curated record.